This is a messenger RNA of Helianthus annuus (common sunflower), 713 nucleotides long. Its product is annotated as BTB/POZ domain-containing protein At3g44820-like. The coding region runs from base 163 to 486 and encodes 107 amino acids. Lineage: Eukaryota; Viridiplantae; Streptophyta; Magnoliopsida; Asterales; Asteraceae. The record is from RefSeq and is a predicted model, not a curated record. The transcript is spliced from 4 exons.
ACGAUAGAGAUGGUGGUGGUCUGCGGCUUGUGGUCGUAAUGGUUAGCGUCAACAGAUUCUGGUGACCCAACCUAGGGUUUUCGACCAGAUUCUGGUAGCCCUAUCUAGGGUUCUGACCAUAACACUAAUCCGGUGAAAGUUGUAGAUCUGGUCAGUAAGGGAAUGACAACGAAUUUCGUGUUGUGUGAAGAAGUGAAGUCCAAACAUCCCAGAGUCACAUAUGCUGAUCUCUAUCAGGAUUCAAACGUGUCGCCUAAUGAAGGAUGUCUUCCUGAUGCCAAGCAAGGCCCAUCCCAUCUCCGUGAAAAAAUGUCGUUAAGAAUCAUAGUCCAAGCUCUUUUCUUCGAGCAGUUGCAGCUCAGGACCUCUAUCGCCGGCUGUUUCUUGGUCUCCAACAAUCUUGCAGACGGGUCAAGACAGUUUAGAAGCGGGUUAGGUGCAGCAUCACAGGAGGGCGGUUGGAACACGGUUGGAACGCAGCGUUGAUACUACUGCUCCUACGUUUGCCACCACCGGUGUCAUCUUCACGAAUAGGUACCGAGACCACUUUCUUCUUCCUUACAAACUUUGUUUUGUAAGUGGGAUAUGGCUUUUGCAGCGAUAAGCCCAUUCUGGCAGUAGAAAACUUACCCAUUUUGACCCAUUACCCAACACUCUCGACAUGCCCCUUUUGCCACCUCUAACCAAAUUAUUUAUAUGAUAGUUUUACAGCU